Molecule: messenger RNA, 6292 nt
Organism: Bursaphelenchus xylophilus (pine wood nematode)
Lineage: Eukaryota; Metazoa; Nematoda; Chromadorea; Rhabditida; Aphelenchoididae
Source: the annotation of a GenBank genome assembly
AUGGGUUCCCUCCGGAUUUUCUUGUUUCUCUUAUUGAUCGGUAAGCAAAAAUUUCAAUUUUAGGGAUUUUGAUCGCUGAUUUUGUAGAUUGCAAUGCGCAGAAAUUGGAACUGCACAAUAAAGAAAAACUGGCUAAAGUGCUAGAGUAAGUGAAAUCAGGGUAACCACACACAAAAUAGGGAUAUCCGAGCCAAAAUAAUAUCAGAUGAUGAUGCGGAAACGGUAGAAGGCAGUGGAUUUGGCCCAGAUGAGCAGUUCGUAGCCAAUCUGGUGGUGAGGCCCGGGUUUCCAGUUAGCCAACACAAACCUAAACUUGAGUUUAUGCCUCAUUUUGAACACGAAAACUUUGAAUUCAUGGUGCCUGAAGGGAUCUCCGAAAAGUCAAGUGUCAUGGCCAUCCUUCCGUUUUAUUCAAUACUGGAUUCCGCGAUUCCUGAAUUCAGAUUGAAGGGGAAUGGAAGUGAAUAUUUGGAGAUUGACGAUCUUACCGUAACUCAGGCAUGUAAUCAAUUAUGGUAAUUUAAAAUUUGUUAAGUACAGACCGAUAAUUAUGCGUUGGUCGAAGUGCCCAUCAUAAAGAAGAGAGGAAUCAACUUCCCUUACGGAAAUGGUUCUUAUUCUUUGUGGAUUACGGUACGUGACAUCACAUUGAUUAAUAUAUAGACAGGCAACUCAACGGGGAAUGGAGAACAAAGCAAAGCUUUUGAUCGAAGUGAUUCCAGCCACUGGGAUCGAGUUUCUUUCAAUUCGUCCGGGCUCUUUGGAACUGGCCGAAGGCGAAGAAUAUUCGGAUGAUAUCGUUGGAAGUGGGAAAGUACCAGAGAAUCUAAAACAAGGCCCGCCUGGUAAUCAGCAUUUUUCUCUUACAAGGGCUCGGCAAAACCUCGUCCCCUGGUUUCUUCUUGAAACAUACACCAUUUGAAAGAGCGCAAAAAAUUGGUCUAGGAUCGCCUUUAAUUAGCUGCUAAGAUUCACUUACGUGCCAGCUAGCGAACUUUUUUUCAAAAUUCCCAGUUAGACUUUGGGAACCUUUUCUUCUGAGACGCCAACGAGAUCGAAUAAUCACUUUCCAUACAAAUAUUAGUCACCUAUGACAUUGGACGCUUCAAUUACGAUCAAAAAACAUAAAGUUUUUUCCGAGCUUGAAACUCUCAGGUCGAUGCCCUCAACGAGUGAUUAGGCGAUGCUUUAGGUCUUGUAACCCGAGACAUACUAGGAGGUUUCAAACAUGUAUACCGUUUUCAGGCUCGUUUUUCACGUACUGUCCGUAAAUGGGCAUUCCUGGCAAAAAAUACUAAAGCCGUUGAAAGUUUCAACCAUCUUGGGUGCCCACUGCAAGGUCAAAGACGCUUAUAUCACAAAAAAUUAAAAAACCUGUCGAUUUUUCUAGUAAAACUAAUCUAGGGCAUCCCAAAGAUCAAUUUAAAAUUAAAGACUACAUGUUAGCCUUCUUCAUUGCAUAAUAGCCAAAAAAAUCCGAAAAUUCAAAAGAGGAUUCGAACCUGGUCCGCAGGUCCCCCUUGUAGAGCGCCUUACCCCACUAGGCCACCGAAGCACUGCCUCUCCGUGCUUUUGAAAUCGAUUUCUUUUGUUUUCUUGAAAAAAGGGUGAGACUGGCUUAGAACUUAAAAAUGCUCGCUAGCUAGUAUGUAAGAGAAUCUUAGCAGCUAAUUAAAGGUGAUCCUAGACCAGUUUUUUGCGCUCUUUCAAAUGGUGUAUGUUUCAAGAAGAAACCAGGGGACGAGGUUUUGCCGAGCCCUUGUUAGGGGUAGUGUAAAAUUGAUUUUUUAGAAUUGGAGAUUUUGGUUAACGGAGCCAAGGAUGGGAUCUUCUCCAUCUCCGAAAGUCUCCCUCGUUUUACUAAAAUUCCUAACAUCGAUAUCCAAGUCCACUUAAAGGAUCGUUCCACUGUGCAGGAUUACAUUGAACUGUCCAUCGAGCCCAGUGAUCUCUUUGCUCCUCGGCCUCAGAUUGUCUCUCCAGGGGAGCCAGUCCAAUUGGUCGUUUUAGAUGCUAAUUUGCUCGAUUUCGAAGUUAAACCGUCUGAAUUAACGUUCAAAUUAAAUGCUCGAUUGAGAGGCAAAUGGAAGGAAAUCAGUCAAAAGUCAGUGAUUCUGAAGGCCGAGAAGGUUGAUGAAUCCGAUCAGGCUCCCGUCUUCGAAAAGGAACAUUAUUUGUUUGUUAUCAAUACCGCUUAUGGCAAUAAUGUGGAGAUCGGAGAGAUCAAGGCUUCGGAUCCAGAUUCAUCUCAGAACAUACAGUAUUCUCUGCUAGGGGAAGGGAGCUCGAAGUAUGAUAAAAUUGAGAAAAAACGAAUGUUAUUUUAGCUUCAAACUUGAGAACGGAGUGUUGAUUAUUGACUGUGGAAUGGCGGAGAAAUGUUUCGAUCAGGAAAAGGAGUACCAUUUCUUGGCAAUGGCCGUUGAUCAAAGUAAGUGUAAAGUAAUUUCAGUGAUACUGCAUCUGACCCAAACACACCUUUUGCACAAUGUAGUUUUGUUUUUUUUGUACGAUGCAAAAUUUUCAGGACUUUUUGUGUUGGGCAGUACACUACUAGUCGUUCCAGAAAGUGCGUAGACUUUUUUCCGCGUCCCGACAUUUCGGGUCAGGGACAACUCGGGUCGCGACACUUCGGGUCAACGACAUUUCGGGUCAACGAUACCGUUUAAUAUUUUCGCUUCGGGACUGGGAAAAAUUUUUUGGUGGAUUUGAAAAUUUUUUGAAAUGUUUUCGCUUCGGGACUUGGGAAAAAGGACUUUUUGAAGAAUUGAGGUUUAUUUUUUAACUUUUUUUUAGUCCAAUAUAGCACCAGUAUGAAGUCGUUUGCAAUUUAUUCAUUGACUUAAUCACGUUUGGGGUGAUAUUCUUGAUUUUCCCAACUACAACGAACAAAACAAGUAAUUUAACAAUGAAAGUUUUUGCACUAGCGACGUGCACUUUUUUGUCGCGCGCGACAAAGUCGAAUUUGCGCGAGCGACAUCGAAACUCCGAAAUUUCGCACGGUGCGAAAAUUGUCCGCACUUUCGAGCGCGAGUAGUAAUAAAACAUUUUUUAGCUGGAAGAACCUCGAAACCUGCCUCUAUUGCCAUCAAAAUCGAGUCCACAUUGGCUGACGAAUGUUAUAUCGAAACGUCUCGUAAAGAGCUCACAGUUAAGAAUGGGCAUCUAAUCACUCCAUUUAACUUCAUUGUAAACAAUCUCAGAAGAAAUUCCAUACCCAAAUUUGAUGUGAAAUUGGAGGGAAAGGGCUCCAAAUAUUUUGAGAUCGAAAAGUUGACGCGGAGGCUCCACAAUUUGAAGUUAACCGACGACAUCCCGGCUGGAACUUAUGUCAUCGACAUUAUUUUAAGUCAACAGUCUGGAAAACAACGAACAAAAAUUACCGUAACCUCAAGUACCGAGAAGAAGAUUGAAUUUGAGCAGAAAAAGUAUUCGAUUAAUUUAAAAGACCAGCUAAUUCAUCGAGGACAGACGAUAGUUAAUAUAAAGACUAAGGGAAAACAUCAAAAGGGAGUCAGAUACGUGAUAAGGGGUUCCAAUCACUGGAUCAAUUUGAAUACGAAGACGGGAGAAAUUACCGUAGCCAAUGUACCAGAGUAAGAAAAGAUUGGAAUACUUUUAAAAACAUUAUUUUAGAGAAGAUCAGAAUGUAAAUUUUAAAGUUGUUGCUUAUAAUAAGAAGACCGGGAGAGUACUUGACGAAGCUACAGUAACCCUACAAUACGAAGCGGAAAAAGUUAAAACAUCUCAAGUUCCAAAAUCACGAGUGUUGUAUUACAAUAGUGGUAAGUAAGGCUCACAACUUUGUUACUUUUUAGAUGGCAUAAAGUUUAAAAAAGAGAAAGGAUUAAAGACUCGGAAGAUUGUCGGAUACACCCACAAUCAACGGGAAGUGGUCGUAUCCAACGGGAGCUACAAUGGAGACCCUCAGGGCGAGAUGUAUAUCUCCAAUGACAUGCUAAAGUCAUUCCUUUUUAUGCAAAUUUUCUUUAUCAGUUCGGAUAAUAGCGCAGGUAAGAAAAAAAAUUUUGUUUGAUGUCAGUCUUGAUUAUUCUUUUCAGUAGUGUACUCUCUGCUGAAUAAGAAUUCAGAAGUCCAUCAGAAACCUGUCUUUGGAUAUCCCUGGACAUCAGAUUUCGAUGAAAUAAAAGUCAAAAUAACUGAUGAAGGCCACGAUUUUAUCUGUCUUCCAUGCAUUCACAAUGGCAACGUCAUUGAUAACGUGACAUUAGAAGCCGAUCAGAAUGUGAUUUAUAACAAAACCAAUGGUAAUUGUCUCAUCUUUAGACUUGCUCAAUCUAUGUACGGGUGGUCCAGCUAAGUUCGCGGAUGUAAAAUGCUUAUAACUUUUUAUAGGAUUGUUCAAUUUUUAUGAGCAAUAGCUCAUUUUAUUCCUUAGUAGUUGCCAUUUUGUUUAAAAAAAAGACCAUUACAAACGAUCAAUCCUACGUCGAGUUAUGACCCUUCAAAGUCAAACAUGCUUUUUGACGUAAAUUUUUAAAAAAAUUUAAUUUUCAAAAAUUUUUGAAUUCUCUCUUGACCAGGUCACUCCUUGACCAGGUUUUUCCAGGUCGUUGGAUGGGCCGGGGAUCUGCGCGGCAACCAGCUCCUAUUGCUUGGUCCCCACGUUCACCUGAUCUAACUUCGCUAGAUUUCUCCAUUUGGGGGUUCUUAAAACAGCGGAUUUUCAUCAGGGAUUGGCGCCCAAAGACGUGGAAUUGAAGCGCGUAAUCGAAGAAGAGGUGGAACGAGUUCGCCAGGAUGAACAAAUGAGGCGCCAAAUUAUGGAAGAAUACCAAAGACAGGCAAAAUUGGGCCAAUUUUGAAUAGCUGGGAUCACUCUGUUCACCAUCAUUUCCCGGUAACAGCGAGCGGUGACACCGCAAUUCAAAAAUUUUUGAAAAUUAAAUUUUUUUAAAAAUUUACGUGAAAAAGCAUGUUUGACUUUGAAGGGUCAUAACUCGACGUAGGAUUGAUCGUUUUUAAUGGUCUUUUUUUAAACAAAAUGGCAACUACUAAGGAAUAAAAUGAGCUAUCGCUCAUAAAAAUUGAACAAUCCUAUAAAAAGUUAUAAGCAUUUUACAUCCGCGAACUUAGCUGGACCACCCUGUAUUAUUACAUUUAACUUAAUGUCAAUUUAAUUUUUUAAGGCUGUCUUAGUGUGGUUUCAAGAAUAACUGAAGAACAACAAAUACUAUUAGAAUGUUGGAGGAAUGGAGAAAGAACACUGGCCAUGAUCGGAAUCGCCCCAGCGUCAAAAAUAUUACCCUUUGACCUUCCUUUGAAGUCUGUUUCCAUUGAAGAAAAUAUGGGACCGAAUACAGUAAUUGCAAUUUAUUCGAUUAAAGAUGCUCUCAAAUACAUGUACAAGAUCUCGGGAGAAGAUUCGGACUUCUUUGAGAUCCAAUUAACCGAGUCUGAAGUCAUCAUCAAGACCAAUCAUAAGGUGGAUGUGGACUACGAGACAAUUAAAUCAAUUACAUUAUUUGUUACAGUAUCCGAUCAAGAAGAAAACAGCAAAAUUGGAGUUGUAAGUCGAGAAAAGAACUAUAAAUAAUUCGAAUUUAGUUGCAAAUAAAUGUAAUCAAUCAGAAUGAUAAUUAUCCAGUAAUGACGUCAUCACCCAAGGUCAUUAAUGUUUACGAUCACUGGGAUAAAAAUGUAACCGUGGGAUUAAUAAAAGCCUCGGAUUUGGAUGAUGGGGACUAUGGAAGAUUGGAAUACACAAUGUUGGAACCAGUUUUACCAUUCUUGGAUAUUGACCAUGAGAAUGGGAUCAUAAAAACAUCGGAUUCUCUGGAGAAAUUUUCUCGGGAAGAGCCUUACCAAUUAUCAGUGAAGGUCGCUGACCACGGGUCUCCUGCCAAGAGUGCCAUUACUGACAUCCCUGUUUUUGUUCACACUCUAAUCGACUCCUUAAACAAACAAAUUCAGAUCAUUUCUCCUUCCGAAAAUUGCGUCAUCGAGAUUUCGGAGGAUGAGAAAACAAUGACAACUGUUUUUAAGGCCAAGGCCGUGUUAACAGGGAUCGAAGUUGACGAUGCCCUACUCAAAUAUUAUAUUUCUGUAAGUCUAUAAUAUGAAUUUUUGAUUGUUGAAAUAAUUGCGGGGACUUAUACAUUUUUUCCAGUCUGAAUCCGACGACUUCUCCAGUUAUUUCACGAUGGACGAAGAGACGGGAGCUAUGUCGUUGAUGAGAGCGCUGGAUUACGAGGAGUCGGCUCAUUUCACGGUAAGUGAGAGCAAUGUUUUGCAACGCCCAGAAGCGGUCCAUGUUUGCAAACAGGCUUAA